CCUCGCCACCCAAAUUCAUCUCUCUCUCCUGAGUCCUGAAGCUUGUCAGAUUUUGUCCAGAUAAUGAGCUGUAUCUGUUCGUAGUUAAAUAUUCAGAAAGGGAGACCCAACACCAACACCUACCUACACAGCCAAAGACGAAAGCAAGCUUCUAGUUCUUAGCCUCCUCUCUCUCUCUCUCUCUCUCUCUCUUUUCAUUCUCUUGUUUGCCAUGGGCUUUCCGAUAGGUUAUACCGAGCUUUUCCUUCCAAAACUUCUUAUUCACACGCUGUCUUUUCUGGGCUUCAUCAGAAAGUUUAUCUCCUGGUUUUUUCGCUUUCUCGGUCUGGGGGAUUUCCUCGAAUCCGACAUUGUUUGGCCGGACCGUCCCACCCAUGUCCCUGAAUUCCAUUCCGUCUCGGCCAUUCUUAUCCGAGAAAUCCUACCUGUCGUCAAGUUCCAAGACUUGGUUUCCACCGACGGGGAGACGCCGGACAGCUGCGCCGUUUGCCUUUACGAGUUCGAGGGGAACGAAGAAAUCAGACGGCUGACCAACUGCCGACACAUUUUCCAUCGGAACUGUUUGGACCGCUGGAUGGAUCAUGAUCAGAAGACCUGCCCCCUAUGUAGGACUCCAUUUAUACCUGACGAUAUGCAGGAGGCGUUCAACGAGCGGCUUUGGGCUGCUUCUGGAAUUCCUGAUGUCUAUGAUCAAUGAUCAAGGAUUAGUGACCCAGAGAGAGGAGGCAUAAAAGCAUUAACAAUGAAAUUUAAUUGGUGAGUUAAAGACUUUGCGGAAUUUGGGGCAGGCAUGUAAAAUGUUUAAUCCAGAUGCAAUGAACCGGGGCUCAUCUCCUGUUUUCACGAAUGAUAUGGAUUUAUUGUUGUGAUUCGGAA
Molecule: messenger RNA, 876 nt
Organism: Nelumbo nucifera (sacred lotus)
Lineage: Eukaryota; Viridiplantae; Streptophyta; Magnoliopsida; Proteales; Nelumbonaceae
Product: brassinosteroid-responsive RING protein 1
Biological process (GO): protein ubiquitination
Molecular function (GO): zinc ion binding; ubiquitin protein ligase activity
Source: RefSeq, a predicted model, not a curated record